Molecule: messenger RNA, 663 nt
Organism: Vicia faba (fava bean)
Lineage: Eukaryota; Viridiplantae; Streptophyta; Magnoliopsida; Fabales; Fabaceae
Source: the annotation of a GenBank genome assembly
AUGAUGUCAAGAAGACCGGGAAAUUCUUCUCGAAGAUUCGGUGAUGGAAAGUCGAAAUCGUCACCGCUUUUGUCAAUUGCGCUUAUAGUCGUGGGUGCUUUGUUUAUCAUUGGGUACUUCUAUAAGGGUUCAGGUGGACUUGGUGGCCGUUUAGAUUCUGUUAGCAGGGUUGAAGGUGCAGGUGAUUAUUUGUGCAGUGGAGAGGUCCAACGAGCAAUUCCUGUUUUACAGAAAGCAUAUGGAGAUAGCAUGCAUAAAGUUUUGCAUGUCGGUCCUGAUACUUGCUAUGUGGUCUCUAGAUUGCAAAAGGAGGAUGAAACUGAAGCCUGGGGUAUAGAACCAUAUGAUGUAGAGGAAACCGACAAUACGCUGGAUUACCUAUCCCCAAAAUACCUGAAUAAAACUCUUCCAGAUUUGGCGAGGGUAUCAUCUGAUGGUUUAGUGAUAUUUACGGGUAUUCCAACUAAUCAAAAGGCCAAGGUAGCAGAUGUUUCUAAAUUUGGAAGAGCGGCCAAGAUGAGGAGUGGAUCCUGGUGGGUCAAGUUUUUCCUUCAAAAUAACUUAGAGGAGAACGAAGCCGGUAAUAAGAAGUUCGAGCAAGCUUCAACAAAGAGUUCAUAUGUUCCAAAAUGUCAGAUAUUCCACUUGAAAUCACUCCAUUGA